Brienomyrus brachyistius is the source of this 1293-nucleotide messenger RNA. Its product is annotated as sodium/potassium-transporting ATPase subunit beta-233-like. The transcript is spliced from 6 exons. The record is from RefSeq and is a predicted model, not a curated record. Bases 182 to 1093 code for a protein of 303 amino acids. NCBI's taxonomy places the organism in Eukaryota, Metazoa, Chordata, Actinopteri, Osteoglossiformes, Mormyridae. Gene Ontology annotation, cellular component: sodium:potassium-exchanging ATPase complex. Gene Ontology annotation, molecular function: ATPase activator activity. Gene Ontology annotation, biological process: sodium ion export across plasma membrane; intracellular sodium ion homeostasis; potassium ion import across plasma membrane.
GAGAAAUAAAUUUUCUGGGGUGCAACUAGGCAAAGCCGGGUGAGAUCUCGUACAUUUUUUUAAAUCGGGGGGGAGAGGCGGGGUCUCCGGUGUGCAGUCUGCCUUAAAACCACUUAAACAAAAAAAACCAAUUACAAAUAAGAAGAAAAGCCACAGGAGAGCGAGUCAGAAGUACCAAGAAAUGCCAGCCGCAAAUAAAGACGCUGAUGGUGGAUGGAAGAAUUUUCUAUGGAAUUCAGAAAGGAAAGAGUUUUUAGGUCGGACCGGGGGCAGUUGGGCAAAGAUAUUCUUGUUUUAUGUGAUCUUCUAUGGAUUCCUGGCUGGAAUAUUUAUCGGAACCAUCCAGGUGCUGCUGCUUACCAUCAGCGACUACAAACCUACAUACCAGGACAGAGUUGCACCCCCAGGACUGACGCAUCACCCACCUACUGAGAAAUCAGAAAUCAGUUUCAACAUGAACAAUCCAGAAACUUACUUUCCAUACACAAAAGCCAUCCGCAGCUUCCUGGAUAUGUAUGAUGAUGAAAAGCAGGUGGACCAGCUGAAAUACGAGGACUGUGGAGAACAACCCAAUAUUAUCAAGGACAGAGGAGAGUUGGAAAGUGAUGUGGGUGUCAGAAAAGCCUGUCGCUUCAAGAGGUCCUGGCUGGCCGGCUGCGCUGGCAUGGAGGACCAGAACUUUGGAUACGACAGCGGAAGGCCCUGUGUGAUUGCCAAGCUUAACAGGAUCGUGAACUUCAUACCACGGCCUCCAGCUUCCAAUGACAGCAUCCCUGAGGAAGCCAGAGAGAAAGUGCAACCCAACGUGAUCCCCAUCUACUGCACAAACAAGAGAGAGGAAGAUGCUGGGAAAAUCGGAGAGAUUAAGUAUCACGGCAUUGGAGGUGGAUUCCCCCUGCAGUAUUAUCCUUACUAUGGUAAAUUACUGCAUCCUCAGUACCUCCAGCCCUUGGUGGCUAUACAGUUUACUAACCUGACCCAGAACACAGAGCUGCGCAUUGAGUGUCGAGUCUAUGGGGAAAAUAUCCGCUACUACGAGAAAGAUCGCUAUCAUGGACGCUUCGACCUGAAAAUGACGGUCAACAAUUUAUGACCACUGCUACGUAGUUAGUUAUUUCUCUUCCCUAUUUUAAAACAAAUUUAGUAACAGAAGAACCUUAACACAUAGUCUUGAACAAGCUCAAAAACAGAUGGGACACACACCUAACCCUAACACUAGCUUUUCCGCAUACAUCUAGGACUAGUUUGUAAAUUGAAAAAGGAAAAAAAAAAAAAAAAAAAAAAAAGUAGAAA